AUGGCGGCGGUGCCGGAGCCGCCAGCAGCACAAAGCGAGGCCCCGGCUUCGGCUGCGGCAUCGGUCCCGUCCCUAGCUUCAGUCUCGGUCUCGGUUCCGGUCCCGGUCCCGGUCCCGGUCCCGGUCUCGGUCCCAGUCCCGGCCCUGGCCCUGGCCCCUGCCCCGGCCGCAACCCCAUCCCCAUCCCCUACCCCUACCCCAGCCCUCACCCCGUCCCCAUCCCCAGCCCCAGGCCCUGGGCCCGGGCCUGCACCGUCUCCUGCCCCAUCCCCAUCAUCCACACCCUCCCCCACCCUUGUCCCCAAAGUGGAGCCGAAUGAAAGCCCGGCCGAGAACCACAAGCCGGGCCCGGCUCCGGCUGCAGGCCCCGGGCCGGCGCCCAGCCCCGAGCUGCCCGAUAAGCAGACGCUGCUGGCAGUGCUGCAAUUCCUGAAGAAAAACCACUUCAAGGAGGCCGAGGAGAUCCUGCGGAAGGAGGCGAACCUGCAGGAGAGCCUGGACGAGUCGCUGCUGAGGGCGGCUGGCCAGCGGGGCUCGGAUUCGGUCCACCAACCCGACGUUAGCUCGGUGCUUUCGGCCUACAGCAACGAGGGAGACCCGAGCCUGUAUGAGGAAUAUUACACCGGCCUCAAGGGCUUCAUUGAGACGGCGCUGGACGCCUUCAAAGCCGAACUGUCCACCCUACUGUACCCGGUGUUCGUGCACCUUUACCUGGAGCUGGUCUAUAACGAGCAUGAGAGGGAAGCUCGGCAUUUCUUCCACAAGUAUCACGGUGAUCAAGAAGGUUAUUACCAUGAUGACCUGCGAGUACUAGCUGGGCUGUCAAAGAAGGAACACAUGCAGGGUAAUGAGACAGUGCUGGAUUUUCGGACCAGUAAGUUUGUGCUGCGUAUCUCACGAGACUCAUACCAGUGCCUGAAGCGUCACCUACAGGAGAGGCACAACAACCAGAUUUGGAACAUUGUGCAGGAGCACCUGUUCAUUGACGUGUUCGAUGGGAUGCCCAGGAGCAAGCAGCAGAUUGAGGUGACAUCUGGUGGAAUGGCCGGAGAAGCCAAGAGGGAGGCAAAUAAAACAAAGGUGUUCUUUGGGCUGUUGAAAGAGCCGGAGAUUGAGCUGCCUCUUGAUGAUGAGGAUGAGGAAGGAGAGAAUGAGGAGGGGAAACCAAAGAAGAAGAAGCCAAAGAAGGACAGCCUGGGUGCAAAGAGCAAGAAGCAGGACCCCAACGCCCCCCCACAGAACAGAAUUCCACUUCCUGAGCUGAAAGAUUCAGACAAGCUGGACAAGAUAAUGAUAAUGAAAGAAGCCACAAAGAGGGUUAAGCUUGGGCCUGACUGCCUGCCCUCCAUCUGCUUUUACACCUUCCUCAAUGCCUAUCAGGGUCUCACUGCAGUUGACUUCACGGAUGAUUCUAGUCUGAUAGCAGGAGGAUUUGCUGAUUCUACUGUCAGAGUGUGGAGCGUCACACCAAAGAAGCUGCGCAGCGUCAAAGGGGCUACAGAUCUCAGUUUAAUCGACAAAGAGUCGGAAGAUGUGCUAGAGCGGAUAAUGGACGAGAAGACUGCGUGUGAGUUUAAAAUGUUACUGGGACAUGGCGGCCCAGUGUAUGGGACAAGCUUCAGCCCUGACAGGAAUUAUCUGCUGUCCAGCUCAGAGGAUGGCACAGUGAGACUCUGGAGUCUACAAACUUUCACCUGUCUCGUAGGCUACAAAGGACAUAACUACCCGGUGUGGGAUACACAGUUCUCGCCAUACGGCUACUACUUCAUUUCAGGGGGUCAUGAUCGAGUGGCACGGCUUUGGGUGACUGACCACUACCAGCCCCUGCGAAUAUUCUCAGGUCACCUCUCCGAUGUCACCUGCACAAGAUUUCACCCUAACUCGAAUUACGUGGUGACAGGGUCUGCAGACAGGACCAUUCGGCUCUGGGAUGUUCUUAAUGGCAACUGCGUUCGAAUCCUUACUGGACACAAGGGACCAAUCCAUUCGCUGGUGUUCUCUCCAAAUGGCAGAUACCUAGCCUCCGGAGCUACAGACGGCCGGAUCCUGCUCUGGGACAUUGGGCACGGGUUGCUUGUGGGCGAGUUGAAAGGCCACACUGACACAGUCUACGCACUGAAGUUCAGCCGAGAUGGGGAGAUUUUAGCCUCAGGUUCCAUGGAUCACACAGUGAAAAUGUGGGACACAGUCAAAGCCUUUGAGGACCUGGAGACAGACGAUUUUAGUACUGCCACUGGACACAUCAACUUGCCUGACAACUCGCAGGAGCUGUUACUGGGCUCCUACAUGACCAAAUCAACCCCGGUCAUCGGCCUGCACUUCACUCGCCGCAACCUACUGCUGGCUGCGGGUGCAUAUAACCCACAGUGACUGGCACUUCACCACCCUCCCUGGCACCCCCCUCACAUUUUCCAGGAUGAUGAACCCAUCUUUUCCCAUCCUCGUUCCUUGGACUCCACCCUCGAUGGCAAAAUCGAUGGAUGAUGCAGAUAUUUUCACGGUAUCCGUGACCCCCUCUAAUUUAGCCGCUCUCCCUCCAGGUGACUCACCUGCAGCCAUAUUUGCGACAUAUUGUCGUUCUGAGACAUUUUGCAUUAAUGUGAAUGGUGUUGUUGUUUAUUUUUUAAGUUUUGAUGAAGUUUACAAUAAAACUGUGAAAUU
Molecule: messenger RNA, 2661 nt
Organism: Carcharodon carcharias (great white shark)
Lineage: Eukaryota; Metazoa; Chordata; Chondrichthyes; Lamniformes; Lamnidae
Gene: taf5
Product: TAF5 RNA polymerase II, TATA box binding protein (TBP)-associated factor
Exons: 10
Coding region: 1-2370 (789 amino acids)
Biological process (GO): transcription initiation at RNA polymerase II promoter
Cellular component (GO): transcription factor TFIID complex
Molecular function (GO): RNA polymerase II general transcription initiation factor activity; protein binding
Source: RefSeq, a predicted model, not a curated record